CGCAUGACGUAACGCCCAAUCUGAAAGUGCAAUGGCGAUAUUGGACAAUAACAGCCAUCGCGCUUGGGGUCCACAUCUAUAUUAUGUGGCUAAGGUUCAAGAAAACACCUCCAGCCGGCUGCAAAACCACAUAUAAUAUCGGCACAGAGCGCGAGCGUCAACCUGCGACCAGGAAAGGUGAUCUCCCAGCCUCUGCACGCGAUGACAGCUUAGAAUAAAUCGCUGGUGUGACGUGUGAACAGACACCAUGGCCACACAGGAACCGUCCCCUCCUUCAUCCAUGGAGAGCAAUAAGCCCGGCUUCCCCAAGAAGAUCCUGGGCAACAAGCUGGAGGACAAACACCUGUGCAACUGCUGCCACAAUAUCCUCAGACGGCCUUUCCAAGCCCAGUGUGGACAUCGCUUCUGUUCCUACUGCUUUAACAGGACUGUGAGUAAUGGACCUCAGAAAUGCAAUGCUUGCAUCAAAGAGGAUAUUUUUGAGGACCCUACCUCGAUUUUAAAACAAGGAUGUGCUUUUCCAGACAACGCGGUUCGAAGGGAAGUUGAAAAUCUGCCAGCUGUUUGUAUCAAUGAAAACUGCACUUGGAAAGGAAGUAUAAAGGAGUACGAGAUGAACCACGGGGGGAAAUGCGAGUUCAUGAUCAUCCCCUGCCCUUCCUGCAAAGAACGAAUCCGCUUCAAUGAACAGGAGCGCCAUAAUGAGCGAGAGUGCCCUGAGAGGACGCUCAACUGCAAGUACUGCAAGGAGCCGUUCCACUUUAAGAAUAUCAAGGCUCAUGAUGAGAUCUGCCCCAAGUACCCGAUGAUCUGUGAAGGCUGUGCCAAGAAGAAAAUACCCAGAGAAAAGUAUGUGGACCAUAUCAAAUUCUGCAGCAAAUUCAGAACUCCAUGUCGAUUUCAUGUGGUGGGAUGCGAUAUGUCUGUGGAGAAGGAAAAGAUUCAUGACCAUGAGCGCGCAUAUGCCUAUGAGCACCUCAAUCUUCUGCUGCAUUACAUUAUGGGCAUGAAAGUUAGCAUGGAGGGCCUACAGCCCCAGGGACUGGAAGUAGCCGGACACAAACUGGUGGAACUCCAACAAUCCCUCAAGGAACUCGAGGCCAGAGUCUCCCAGCUCAGCACCACCUCCUCUGGGCCUCCCGUGCAGGGAGCCGCCGCCGCCGCAUCCUCAUCAUCUUCCAGCUCUGGACCUCCUGGUCCACCUGCUUCAGUUCCUCUACCUCCACCUCCCACUCUGCCUCCCACUCUCUCUGUGUCCACAUCCUUCACGCCUCUGCCCAGCUCUGUGGGCGCAGCGCUGGAGCUCCAGCUUCACAGCGAGAAAACCAAGGUGGCCGAGCUCGGCCGCAGGUGCACGGAACUGGAAGUCAAAGCUGGCACGUUCGAAAAUGUGGUGUGCGUCCUGAACAGAGAGGUGGAGAGGUUUGCCACCACCAUGGAAGCCAGCAACCGUCAGCAUAAACUGGACCAGGAUAAGAUCGAGGCUCUGAGCAACAAGGUGCGACAGCUAGAGCGGACUGUGGGGCUGAAGGACCUGACGGUCGCAGAGAUGGAGGGACGGCUGAGAGAAAUGUCCGCCACCACCUUUGACGGCGUCUUUAUCUGGAGGAUUUCAGAUUUUGCCAAAAAGAGACAAGAUGCCAUCGCAGGCCGAGCCCCUGCCAUGUUCUCGCCUGCCUUCUAUACCAGCAAGUACGGCUAUAAGAUGUGCCUACGGAUCUAUCUUAAUGGAGAUGGGACAGGGCGUGGCAGCCACUUGUCCUUGUUCUUUGUGGUGAUGAGGGGGCUGAGUGAUGCCCUGCUUAAAUGGCCCUUCAACCAGAAGGUUACGCUGAUGCUGCUGGACCAGAGCAACAGAGAGCACAUCAUCGAUGCCUUUCGACCUGAUGUCACUUCCUCCUCCUUCCAGAGACCCGUGAGCGAGAUGAACAUCGCCAGCGGCUGUCCACUCUUCUGCCCGCUCUCUAAGCUCGAUGGCAAGAACACUUACAUUCGUGACGACACCAUCUUCAUCAAGGCGAUUGUGGACCUCACCGGCCUCUAGACGACCUCCAUUGGGUGUUACAGUUUGGCAACCAGGCAGCUCUUUGACCAUUAAAGGCUUCAUUUUGGCUCAGUCGCGGUCCCUUUCAGGGCGCCAUUUGGGCACCUUGCUGUCCCCCGCAGCUUUGGGGAGACAGACAUGCUUGCGACAGUCUGCUGCAUGUAGCUGCUCAGACCAGACGAUGCAGGCAUUCUUAUACCUUGGUGGUCUCUGUGUGAGAACCCUCCCCUCCGUCAUUGCUGUACAUUUGGGUGCAAAACUUACUUUCUUAACAUCACAGCAUCACCAUCCACGGUGAUAAAGUGCCAUUUCGGUUCUGCACGCGAGUUUUCAGUUAGAGGAAGCAGGCAGCAGUGCGAUGUAGUCAGAGCUGUGUUGAGCAGAAGCAGAGGGGAGUGAAAAGGUAGAACUGCGUCUUUGUUUUUCGUCCCCUGCUUUCGAAGGCUGGGGGAUGUUGCAGAACAUGCAGAGUGUGUUAGAGCAGGGCUGUAGAUGUGUUUUAUGUGAUCACUCUGGUAAAGCUGGCAGUAGAAUUAUAAUAGAGUUAGAGCGUGGCUUGAUGCAGAUUUUGCUUCCUCUUAAAGAUUGUGGAUAUUGUGAGCGUCUCAGUUCCAGUGUGGAGUAAAUUUGCAUAGACAAACGUGGAGUUAUGUUAUGAAUAAGAUUACAGGCAUUUCUUUUUAUUUCUUCAUUUCUUUUAAACAAAAUGCAUGCUGCUGGAGUUUUAAGUAUAAAGUAUAAAAAUGCUCUUUUUUUGGGAGGGGGGGGGUUGUUUUGGUUUUUUCUUCAACUGAGCUUCACAAAGUUUCAUCAUUUGAUAUUAAACUUGUUAGUGAUUUCUCCAUCUGUGAUGGUGGACAUUGCCUGCAUGUCUAUGAAGCCAGGCUAUUUACAUGUAAAGUCAGUGUUGCGUAUUUGUUCCUAAUAAGGGGGUCGUGGUUCUGAUUGGUGGUUUGGUACAUCUGUGGAAGAUACAGUGGAGUUACCAAGGAGUCAGGGCAGCUUGCCAGUCAAGCCUGAGGUGUAAAACUUACAUGUGGUUUUGUCUCUGACAAACAUACAUCGCUGGAGUUUUUCCCAAGGAUAUGCUCACUAGCUCACAUCUCAACACAUAGUACCGUGCCCCACCACAGACUGAGGUCAACGCAGAUUCCACGAAAUGAAGGAAUAGUAUGUUCCUUGUUUUCUGUCCUUACAGUAUACAGUGCGUAUGUGUUUCUGCUGCUAUAUGAUAGAAUACU
Molecule: messenger RNA, 3285 nt
Organism: Neolamprologus brichardi
Lineage: Eukaryota; Metazoa; Chordata; Actinopteri; Cichliformes; Cichlidae
Product: TNF receptor-associated factor 2-like
Biological process (GO): regulation of apoptotic process; positive regulation of canonical NF-kappaB signal transduction; tumor necrosis factor-mediated signaling pathway
Cellular component (GO): plasma membrane signaling receptor complex; cytoplasmic side of plasma membrane; cytosol
Molecular function (GO): ubiquitin-protein transferase activity; zinc ion binding; tumor necrosis factor receptor binding
Source: RefSeq, a predicted model, not a curated record